Dendrobium catenatum is the source of this 2008-nucleotide messenger RNA. Its product is annotated as cyclin-dependent kinase F-1. NCBI's taxonomy places the organism in Eukaryota, Viridiplantae, Streptophyta, Magnoliopsida, Asparagales, Orchidaceae. The coding region runs from base 134 to 1579 and encodes 481 amino acids. Gene Ontology annotation, molecular function: ATP binding. Gene Ontology annotation, biological process: protein phosphorylation. The transcript is spliced from 2 exons. The record is from RefSeq and is a predicted model, not a curated record. Gene Ontology annotation, cellular component: nucleus.
AAAAAAAAUAAAAAUCGGGUCGUGCGGCGCAAUGGGGCCGCUCAGGUCAUCCUCGCAGCCCGCCAUUAAUAGAAACCCUAGACUCCUUUCCUCACCAUUCCUCUCCUUUUUCCCCUUCACAAUCUGAAUACCCAUGGACGCUCCUCCUUCCCAAUCCUCUCGGAGCUGGAGCAUAUACGGCCGCACUGAGAUCACUGAACAUUAUGAGAUCCUCGAUCGGAUUGGCUCUGGAGCCUACUCCGAUGUUUACCGCGGCCGCCGGCUCUCCGACGGGCUUCUCGUCGCUCUCAAGGAAAUCCACGACUACCAGAGCUCCUUCCGCGAGAUCGAGGCGCUCCAAAUCCUCCGCCACGCUCCCAAUGUGGUCGACCUCAUCGAGUACUUCUGGCAAGAGGACGAAGAUGCCGUACUCGUUCUCGAGUACCUUCAUGCUGACCUCGCUGCGGUUAUUCGUGAUGGCAAGAAGGCCGGCGGAUUGCCUGCUGGAGAGGUCAAGCAGUGGAUGCUUCAAAUCCUUACCGGCGUUGAUGCCUGCCAUCGGAAUUCGGUGGUCCAUCGCGAUCUUAAGCCCUCGAAUCUACUUAUAUCCGCUGAUGGGGUUCUCAAGCUCGCGGAUUUUGGCCAGGCUAGAAUAAUUCAGGGAAUAGGAUUUAUGAAUGAAGAUAGCUUUGUGCUACCCGAGCAAUUUUCACAGAAUAAAGAAUGGAUUCCUCAUGAAGCUGCAACUAUAAUAGAAAUGACUAAGGCAUCACAGAGUGCAUUAGAGAUUCAGAUGCAGACUUCCCAAGAAACCAUCGGGCCUAUUGAUGAACAGGAAUAUCUUGGAGAAGUAGAAGACGUGAAGGCCAAAUAUUCUGAUGAAACAGACAAGGAAACUAGCAUCCAAGAUGGUGAUGCAUCCUGCUUAGCUACUUGCAGCACAGGUGACAUUGAAGAUGACCCCUUCAAAAGCUCUUACUCCUAUGAAGUAGCUGAAGGUGGAAUAGAAGAUGAACCUGGUUCCAUGACAUCGUGUGUCGGAACAAGGUGGUUUCGGGCUCCCGAACUCCUUUACGGCUCUUUAAACUAUGGGCAAGAGGUGGAUCUCUGGUCAUUGGGCUGUAUUUUCGCAGAGCUGCUGAGCCUGGAGCCUCUUUUCCCCGGGACUUCCGACAUUGAUCAGAUUGGUAGAAUCAUUAGUGUUUUAGGGGACUUCAAUGAAGAUACCUCACCUGGUUGUUCGAAAUUGCCGGAUUAUAACAAGAUUGCCUUUGCCAAGGUUGGAAGUCCCAUUGGUUUAGAAGCCUGCCUUCAAGAUCAUUCCCCCUCUGAAGUUGCUCUUGUGAAGAAACUGGUUCGCUAUGAUCCUGCAACCAGAGCAACUGCAGUAGAAUUGCUGGGUGAUUCAUUCUUUAAGGAAGAACCUCUCCCAGUUUCUUUAAAUGAAUUGAAAGUUCCUGCAACAAGGGAUGGGCAGGAUGAGAAGUCUUCAGGUGAGUGGGGUGAUUACAGGGACAUGGCUUCGGAUUCAGAUUUUGAUGAUUUUGGUGGGGUGAAUGUCACCAACACUGACAAAGGUUUUGCGAUCAGAUUUUCUUGAUGUGUGAAGGUUAUCAGGGAUAUGUUGUUUGUACUAUUUGUUUAUGGUAUGGAAAACCUCCUUGUAGCUAGCAAGUGGAAAAAUUAUUACGUGCGGGUCCGGAUUCAUCCGGAGAUCAUUAAAAAUGUGUCACAUUGCCUCAAAAAAUAUACUAAGAGCUCGGUACCGAGCACGGAACCAAACAGUUUUCCCGUCCGGUGUCCGCACAAAAUAAUCCCUCUUGCAAAUGAGAGAGUUGUUGGCCAAAGCGGCAACUUUAAUAUGCGGUGAUCAAGAAUAAUUUAGUUUUACAUGUUUUGUAGCUGCAGUUCUUAAUAAAGUUUCAGUUGUAAUAUUAUUAUCAUUUGGCUGAAAAGUGGGGAUCUGCAAUUGCAAUUUUGCUUGUGAAAACUGGCCAUGAUUACUGUGCACUGAGAUGUUUUGGCUGUA